Pieris napi is the source of this 1802-nucleotide messenger RNA. RefSeq names its product immunoglobulin-binding protein 1 (gene Tap42). The record is from RefSeq and is a predicted model, not a curated record. The transcript is spliced from 8 exons. Gene Ontology annotation, biological process: regulation of signal transduction; regulation of dephosphorylation. NCBI's taxonomy places the organism in Eukaryota, Metazoa, Arthropoda, Insecta, Lepidoptera, Pieridae. Gene Ontology annotation, molecular function: protein phosphatase 2A binding. Gene Ontology annotation, cellular component: cytosol. Bases 189 to 1214 code for a protein of 341 amino acids.
AUAACAGAUGAAACCUAAAGGAAGGCGUAAAAAUAACUCAUAAUAUAUUUUUCACUCAAAGUCGAAGACAAAAUGAAAUAAAGACAAGUUUUACAAACCCUUCUGUCGAUGCUGUGUGGACUCGUACAACAGAUAUAUAGCAAUACAAUUUUCACAAAAAGUAAUAAUCGUAAAAAUAAAAUUUAACCAUGGCGCAAAACGAGCCAACAAAUUCCAAUGAUGGUGAAUCCUUAAAGAGUGUGUUUGAUAGUGCAAUGAAAUUGUUCGAUAAAGUGGAAACCGGCAGCGAAGCCACCAACAGUGAUGCGGUGCAGAUGACUGUAAAAACAGCAAUAGCCAACUUUGAGAAAGCUACCAACUUAGUAUCCAUGUCAGGCAUGUUUAGUAAAAAUGAAGCCCUAGAGGAGUUACCAACGGAGACUCUUCAAUAUCUUCUAUUGCCUGCACUAUUGGGAACUCUUACAUUAAAACUUUGCAAUCAGCCUAGAAAAGAUGUAAUAAAUGUGGCUGAAAUUUACUUCAAGGACUUCAUACAGCGAUGUAUCGAUUAUGGAGUCACAGAUGUUGAAAUUCCACAAACUGCUAGUGAUGAUAGUAAUGCCACUAGAUCUCAAACUGAACAGGCUAAAAUAGCUACCAUGGUGCUUUCACGUGAGGCGAAAAUAAAGAGAUAUAAUGAGUUGAAGGAGCUCAAAAACAAAUUAAGCACUUUAUCAAAAUCCAUGGAAUCUCCAAAUGUAGAUGAUCAGACAAAGAGAGAAUACUUCACAACCCUCUUAUUGAAUUAUGUGAACCAAGUCCUCGAUGAACUGAACAGUAUUGAACAGGAAAAGCCAAUUUUGGAGUAUAUGUCUAAACAUGCGGGAGAAAUAAAACCAAAACAUCGUGAGCGUGCCCCGCCCCUAAAGCCAGUUAUAAUAACACGUGAUGCGAUACAAAAGGCCGUGUAUGGAGCCGGAUACCCUUCAUUGCAUACUAUGACCAUUGAGGAAUUCUAUGACAAACGAGUCCAGGAGGGAACGUUUCCAGCUGCAUCAAAUAUUCCACACAAAACAAUACAGAAUACAGAAACAGAUGGAGAUGAAACUGAGCAAAUAAAAAAGGAGCAAUUAGUAGAAGAUGAAGAUCCCGAAGAGUUAGCACGCCAACGGAGUAUGGACGAAUACAAGGACGAUCACAGACGUGGAUGGGGCAACAGACAUAACAGGAGCUAGCCGAAUAUAGAUUAUAUUCUGUUAAAAAUAAAUCUCGCAUUGACGUUGACAGCUGACAGUUGAUUGAUUUUUUUCUAGUGGAUUUGUGAAUAAAAUCUCUUGUGAUCAAUUAAAAAAGUCUUAUUACAAGUUUCAGUAAAAAAACAAUUUACUUAAGAAUUUAAAAUGUCAAUUUGACAAAUCUCAGUACAUGUGACAGGCAAGAGUGAUCUUCUGCUUGCUUGUUCUGACCCAUCUUAAUUAAAAAGUUAAUUACUAAAUAUGAAUUCGAAGGAACUAUUGUCUAAUUUGUUCAAUUAGUGCUAUAUAGUCAAAUAUCAGAUAUUUAACGUUACAUUUGCCACUAAUGACUUCCUAAUGAUUCACUAUUUUUCAAUAUUUAAAAAGAAUUAGCAUUGUAUUUUAAUUGAAAAGUUUAGAAAAAAAACUAGAGAGUUAUAGUGGUUUGGCAAAUAUAAAUGUCACGAGAAUAAAAUAAUUUGCUUUGUUUAUUAGUUUAAAGCGCCCUCUAGUGACUACGUUAAAAAACAUAAUUGGUGUAGUCACUCAUAUGAAAUGUAUUUUUCGAUCUUAUAAAAUAAAACAAUU